Phycodurus eques (leafy seadragon) is the source of this 1796-nucleotide messenger RNA. RefSeq names its product lysophosphatidic acid receptor 6-like. Gene Ontology annotation, molecular function: lysophosphatidic acid receptor activity. Gene Ontology annotation, cellular component: membrane. The coding region runs from base 224 to 1321 and encodes 365 amino acids. The record is from RefSeq and is a predicted model, not a curated record. Gene Ontology annotation, biological process: phospholipase C-activating G protein-coupled receptor signaling pathway; positive regulation of Rho protein signal transduction. Lineage: Eukaryota; Metazoa; Chordata; Actinopteri; Syngnathiformes; Syngnathidae. The transcript has a single exon.
AGACCUUCAGACCGAGCAGGCUCACAUGAGGACAUACAACAAGAGCCAUUUUGUUAAGCUGUGGAAGCUUCUUCAGCAUUUUGGGGCCAUUUUUCGGUCCCGGUUGAAAUGCAAACAGAGGGACUGUCGCAGACUGGUGGAUAAACAGGUUUGUUGACUGGCGAUGACAGAGGACGACGACUCCACUCUGUGAACGUUACAGACUCACCAGCUUGAUUUCAAAAUGUCCAACACCAGUGCCGCUCACACUUUGAUGAAAUGCAACAAGAGCGACGACUUCAAGUACCCUCUGUACAGCACAGUUUUCAGCCUGGUGUUCGUCUUCGGAUUCCUCUUCAACCUUGUGGCUGUCUACAUUUUCGGGUGCACGCUGAAGCUGAGGAACGAGACCACGACGUACAUGGUGAACCUGGUCGUUUCGGACUCUCUCUUCGUCCUGAGCCUGCCUUUUCGGAUCGUCUACUUCAUUAAACGGGAAUGGAUGUUUGGAAGCGAGCUGUGCAAGAUUUCCGUGGCACUUUUCUACACUAACAUGUACGGCAGCAUCCUCUUCCUCACCUGCAUCAGCGUCGACCGCUUCCUGGCCAUCGUGCACCCGUUUCGAUCCCAAAAACUUCGGACUAAGCGGAACGCCAAACUAGCUUGUGUUACAGUGUGGGUGUUGGUUCUUUCUGGAAGCAUCCCCACUGGGUUCCUUCUGGACACCACAUCACCCAAAAACGUUAACGCCUCUUCCAACUACUGCUUUGAAAACUACUCCAGUAACCAGUGGAAGUCCGAGUUGUCCAAGGUGGUGAUGUUCAUCGAGACGGUGGGCUUCGUGAUCCCGCUGAUGGUCAAUGUUUUCUGCUCCGUGAUGGUUCUUCGGACUUUGAAGAAACCCCAGACCAUCAGCCGGGGCGGCAGCAUCAAUAAGGCAAAAAUCCUGAGGAUGAUCAUUGUGCAUCUGCUCAUCUUCUGCUUCUGUUUCAUUCCCUACAAUGUCAAUCUCAUGUUCUACUCUCUGGUCCGGACCAAAGUUCUCAAAGGAUGUUACGCGGAACAUGUGGUCAGAACCAUCUACCCCAUUUCACUGUGCAUAGCCGUGACCAACUGCUGCUUCGAUCCCGUUGUUUAUUACUUCACUUCGGAGACCAUUCAGAGCUCCAUCAAACGCAAGUCCACCGUGUGGCACAACGGCGUCAAGCUCCUCGACAGAUUACAUGGGGACAGCGCACAAAGCACCCCGAAUUCUACGCCCAAAAGUCUGGCCUUGAGGUCUCUGAGAAGCAAGUGCCCAGACGCAAAGAGUUUACAGUCGCAAGACAACUCUACCAUGUGACACCAUAAGAAAUCCAGCACGGACUGUUGGUGAAAAAUGCAAGGACUCACACUGAAACAGUGAGCAAGAACAGAAGACAUUGUUUGAAUGGACACUCAUUUGUGGGAUUUAAGACAUUGACCCUUAUUCAACCAAUACAAAUGACGACAUCGGGCAGGAUUAAAACUCAUGCCAAGAUGACAAAACGAACAAUUCUAUACAAUACUUGCACUGACCUGCGACCAUUUGUAUGAGCGACUGUGACUGAACCAAUGAAUGUGUACGCUUCUGAAUGUUUUUUGUUUUUGUUUGUUUUGCACAUGAAAUGUAGUUGUCUUGUUCUUCUGUGCUGAAACCAGUAUUACAGCUGCUUUGAUGUACCAAGUAGUUUCAAUGUACUUGUGGCCUCUCUGAAGGCUUUCGGGAACUUUAUUGAGUGGUACACCACCCUCAGACAGCUUCAUUCUGAGAGUAAAUAAAUCAGUUAAGAAGUGAA